This is a messenger RNA of Lachancea thermotolerans CBS 6340, 1374 nucleotides long. RefSeq names its product beclin 1 (gene VPS30). Gene Ontology annotation, biological process: late endosome to vacuole transport; autophagosome assembly; autophagy. The record is from RefSeq and is a predicted model, not a curated record. Lineage: Eukaryota; Fungi; Ascomycota; Saccharomycetes; Saccharomycetales; Saccharomycetaceae. Gene Ontology annotation, cellular component: phagophore assembly site; phosphatidylinositol 3-kinase complex, class III, type II; phosphatidylinositol 3-kinase complex, class III, type I. Bases 1 to 1374 code for a protein of 457 amino acids. The transcript has a single exon.
AUGGGGGAUGAUGAGGUGCUCAAAUGCCAGAACUGUCAGGUUCCACUCGAAAUUGACAGCUCAUUGAUAGACUUGAGCCUAGCACAGCGCAGCCUGCUGAUGAAUACUGCUACCGAGCCGAGCGUUCCCACAGGAAUCAUUCCUCCAGAUAGAUUGAGAAGACUAGGCUCUGUAAAAAAGGGUGGCAGCUUAAACUUACAGCCUUCUGUGUUGAACAGCCUUGACUCUUACGUCUUUUUAGGUGGUGAAUCAAGCACCCUACAGCAGACGCGUUGGGAUGGCGAAUCAGGAGAUGAGGCCGACGAUAGUGCCACAACGAAGACUCUAUCAUCUCGCGUUGGCACCUUAACCAAUAUUUUCAAUGUGCUCUCUUCAAAAAGUAACAUUGAUUACCCAGUCUGUCAAGAUUGUUGUGACUUACUCAUUCAGAAACUCAAAGGUGAGUAUGAAGAAGCGUUGAAGGAGCGCGACACUUACUCAGAAUUUUUGUACAGGCUAAAAAAACAACGAGAACUUGAAAGCUAUGCCACUUCCAAGCCCCAUAUGGUUUCAGAAUCUGGUGGUGUGGACACUAAAAAAGAGCAGGAAGAACUAUUAAAUGAGCUUAUAGAACUCGAAAAAACAGAAGCAGAGCUGGACUCGACAAUAGAAGAUUUGGAAAGUGAGCUACAAGCGAAAAAUGACCAAGAAAUAGCUGAAUUGGAGGUGAUGAACUCGCGUGAUUUAGAAAAGCUGGAAUUUAUGAGCGAGCUUCAAUCACUAAAAAAUCAGUACGAGUCUACACUGAAUAACCUUGAUAAGUUGCGCAAGACUAAUGUCUAUAAUGAGACUUUUCGGAUAUCUCAUGACGGGCCAUUUGGGACAAUAAAUGGAAUGCGUUUAGGCGGGUUAGAUGAUAAGCCGAUCCCUUGGCAAGAAAUAAAUGGUGCAUUAGGGCAGGUGAUACUAUUGCUUGCCACAAUUUGUGCGCGUCUAAAAUUCAAGCUUAAUGGUUAUGUUUUAAGGCCUAUGGGUUCUUUUUCGAAAAUUGAAAAGCUUGACCCAAAGGACCAAGAGUGGCACAGUUAUGACGCGUUUAGCGACGGAAGUUUUAAGCUGGGAAGGUUUUUCCAUAAAGAAACCAGUUUUGAUCGUGCGAUGGUGUCUAUUCUGGAAGUGAUAAGUCAGAUAACAUCGAGAUUGUCUAUGGAAAGAUCUUCCGACUCUGAAGAGAUAGAGCUUCCUUAUAACAUGCACGGUGAUAAAAUCAAUGGAAUGGCAGUCAAAUUAUGCGGUAAUAAGCCAGGGCUUGAAUGGACAACGGCGUGCAAGUUUGUUCUAACUAAUUGUAAGUGGUUAUUAGCAUUCUCGUCCAGUAUGAUCAAUGACUUUUAG